Danio rerio (zebrafish) is the source of this 1062-nucleotide messenger RNA. RefSeq names its product prolactin releasing hormone receptor 2b (gene prlhr2b). Gene Ontology annotation, molecular function: neuropeptide Y receptor activity; G protein-coupled receptor activity. Lineage: Eukaryota; Metazoa; Chordata; Actinopteri; Cypriniformes; Danionidae. Gene Ontology annotation, cellular component: plasma membrane; membrane. Gene Ontology annotation, biological process: signal transduction; G protein-coupled receptor signaling pathway. The record is from RefSeq and is marked validated.
AUGGAGGCCUCUGGUUGGCCGGGUGGAGAAGAUUCUUCGGACAGUCGAGUAUAUGAGGUGACGGUGGUCCAAAACUCCACGGCUCCUCACGGUCACCCGUUCGCAGAUGUGGCCUUGCUGCAGAGCUUUAAGCCCCUUAUCAUCCCCUGUUACGUACUGGUGGUCCUGGUGGGCGUUUUCGGCAACUACCUGCUGAUCUACGUCAUCUGCCGUACCAGGAAGAUGCACAACGUCACCAACUUCUUCAUCGGGAAUCUGGCCUUCUCCGACAUGCUAAUGUGUGUGACCUGUGUCCCGUUCACCCUGGCCUACGCCUUCAGUGCCCAUGGCUGGACGUUCGGCCGCUUCAUGUGUUAUCUGGUGUUCCUGAUCCAGCCAGUCACUGUAUACGUGUCUGUUUUCACGCUCACCGCCAUCGCUGUGGACAGGUACUACGCCACAGUGCACCCUCUGAAGAAGCGCAUCUCGAUGGCGGCCUGUGCGUAUGUGCUGUCCGGCAUCUGGCUGCUGUCCUGUGUGCUGGUGGCUCCGGCGGUGGCCCACACCUACCAUGUGGAGUUCAGAGAUGAGGGUUUGACCAUCUGCGAGGAGUUCUGGCUUGGUCAGGAGACCCAGCGGCUGGUGUACGCUUACAGCACGCUAUUGCUGACCUACAUCCUCCCUUUAUCCGUCUGCGUCUCGUAUUUGUGCAUCUCUGUUAAACUACGCAACUGUGUUGCUCCGGGACAUCGCACACGGGAUCAGGCCGAAGCACAGCGGAUCAGGAAGAGGAAGAUCUUCAGGCUGGUGUCUCUGGUGGUGGCGGCGUUCGCUGUUUGCUGGCUGCCCAUCCAUGUUUUUAAUGUUCUACGUGACAUUGAUAUCCGCCUGAUCAACAAGCGGCACUUUCUGCUGAUCCAGCUGUUGUGUCAUCUGUGCGCUAUGAGCUCGUCCUGCUGCAACCCGUUUCUGUACGCAUGGCUUCAUGACCGCUUUCGUGCAGAGCUGCGAAAGAUGUUCACCUGCCACCGGCGCAUUGGGAUACCUGCAAACCACUGCGCCACGGCCAGCGUUGUACUAUGA